Messenger RNA from Pisolithus orientalis, 973 nucleotides. RefSeq names its product histone H3. The record is from RefSeq and is a predicted model, not a curated record. The coding region runs from base 146 to 562 and encodes 138 amino acids. Gene Ontology annotation, molecular function: protein heterodimerization activity; structural constituent of chromatin; DNA binding. Lineage: Eukaryota; Fungi; Basidiomycota; Agaricomycetes; Boletales; Pisolithaceae. Gene Ontology annotation, cellular component: nucleosome. The transcript has 7 exons.
UUGAAUCUUCGGAGUGGUGAAUCAACAGAACUGCCCCCCGUUUCCCCCCUUCUCUGCAACCACCACCCAACCGACAUCCUCCUGUCGUCGUCGUUCAUCACAACACAACACAAAUCAACUUCAACGCCGAUAAUCGCAUCUUUCAAUGGCUCGCACCAAGCAAACCGCCCGUAAGACUACCGGAGGCAAAGCCCCCCGCAAGCAACUUGCCACCAAGGCUGCUAGGAAGACCGCAACAACGGCUCCUACUGGUGGUGUGAAGAAACCUCACCGCUUCCGCCCCGGAACGGUGGCCCUUCGUGAAAUCAGAAGGUACCAAAAGUCUACCGAGCUUCUGAUCAGGAAGCUCCCCUUCCAACGCCUCGUCCGCGAGAUUGCACAGGACUUCAAGACCGACUUGCGCUUCCAGUCCUCCGCUGUCAUGGCACUGCAGGAAGCCGCUGAGGCUUACCUUGUCUCACUCUUCGAAGACACCAAUUUGGCGGCCAUCCAUGCCAAGCGUGUUACCAUUCAACCCAAGGACCUUGCGUUGGCUCGCCGUCUCAGAGGCGAGAGGUCUUAAAGGGCUUUCCCCCUGAAGAACAUCCGAAAUCGACUACAUUUCACCAAGGUCUCCCCAGUUGUGUCUGUGCCACUCUCCUAUUGUAUUACGAUAAAGUUUCCACAUUUCUAGUAUGUAUGAGUGGGAUGGUGUGAAGUGUGGGUUCGUCCGCUUUUGUUCUUUUUCUCCCCUUUUGCGUAGCCAUUCCAUCGACCUGUUGAUGGGGCUUUUGUUUUUGUCGCUCUGGGAGCCUAUGACUGGACACGAGUGCGGAAUGUAGAGGCAAACGCUUGUAUUAGCUGUGUAUUUACGGUACAUGUAGGCUAAUGCAGACAACCAACUCGUUCGCCGCUACCAUUUGGGCGAUGCAGCUGAUCGGUGGUGAAACAGUUCCAAGGUACGUGAUGGAAGUUGCUGAUUUAAGGUGGCGAC